CAAAAACACGGGGGCGGGGUUUGAACUGGUUCGACCAAUCGCGACGCGUGGUGCGAAGACCCACCAAAACUGUUCAAUUUAAAAUUGCAACGGCUGAAGACGUCGCGUCGGAGAGAACUCGUCGAGCGAUUUCUUUAGUGACCGCCAAAGAUAAUGUCCCGUCUUCCAGUUAUGACAAGCAAGAGGGUCCUCACAAGCAUCAGUAGCUCAGAAAAUGGACAGGACUUCGCACCUGCUCAGAAAAAGAGCCGUAAGGACCCAGAGUCUGUUAAACCUCAGGCAGCAGCAACGAUCAUUGGCGGCAAGCGGCCCCCCACUGCCGUAUCCAGGGCACCGCAGUUGAAAUCAGUGAGAGGUGCAGGAGCUGCUACUGUAGCCGUGGGUCCUUCCAGAGGUGUCCUGAAACCAUCCUUUGCUUCAACAGUCACAAAGGGAGGCAAUGUGAAGCAGCCUAUUGCAUCUACUGGCACAAAAGCAGGCGCUGGUGCACCCCAGCGAAGGCAAGCAUGGGACCUGAAGGGCAAGGUCAGCGACAUGGAGGAGAAGAUCAGCAAAUACCAGACCAGGGUCAAGUCUGUCAACCAGGAGAAUGAGGUUCUAAAAGGGUCAGUGACCCAGAGCCAGGUGAAAGUGAUUGAGCUGGAGAAGGAGCUUCGUCAUCAAAAGAGUCAGAUAAGCAAAUAUGAGCUUGAGCUGCAGAUUCUGUCAGGGGUUCGUGAUGAAUUGGAAAAGGUUUCAAGCGAUAAGAGCACUCUUCAGAAGGAGCUCUCUAAUUUGGAGGGAAAAUAUAGAGUAAUGGAAACUCUCAGAGAGAGCCAGGACAUGGAGCUGCAGACUCUAAAGAUGAAGCUGUCGGUGCAGGAGUCGACUCUGAGCAGACUGCAGACGAACCUCAGAGACACCGAGCAGGAGGUCUGCAACCUGAAAGAGACUGUAGCUCAACAGAGCAACGCGCUUCAUGUUGGGGAGAUGGAGCGAAGACAGCUGCACAAUACGAUCCAAGAGCUCAAGGGUAACAUCAGAGUCUUUUGCCGAGUGAGACCCCUGCUGGGCGGAGGGCUUAGUAAACACAUCCAGCUCCCAGUUAAUGACACCAAGAUGGUAACGCUGGCUAAAACGGAGGAGUCUCACACAGGAAAAACUGCAGACACUCAGAAGAAUUACACUUUCAGCUUUGACCGAGUGUUUGGCCCUCAGACUUCACAGCAGGAGGUCUUUGAGGAGAUCUCUCUGCUGGUGCAGUCGGCUCUGGACGGAUACAACGUCUGCUGCUUCGCCUACGGCCAGACAGGCAGUGGGAAAACUUACACCAUGGAGGGAGACGAGUGUGACGAGGCCAGAGGUGUUAUUCCCAGAGCUGUGCAGCAGAUCUUUAAAGCAGCUGAGAAACUGGGGGCUCAGGGCUGGGAGUUCACCUUCACAGCGAGCUUUGUUGAGAUCUACAACGAGACGUUGCGAGAUCUGCUGUAUACUGGUAAAGCCAACAAGAGGCCUGAGCACGAGAUCAGGAAGUCCAGCAACAACGAGGUGACGAUCACCAACUUGACUUAUGAGAAGGUCUCCUGCGAGGAUCAGGUUCUCGGACUCAUCGCGCUGGCAAACCAGAACCGCUCCACGGCCCAAACGGCUCAGAACGACCGCUCCUCUCGCUCCCACUCAGUGUUCCAGCUCGACAUCGAGGGAGUGAAUCGUGGCAGAGAUGUCAAGUGCAAGUCCACUCUGUGUCUGGUUGACCUGGCUGGCAGCGAGCGAAUGGUGAAGAGUCAGUCUCAGGGCGAACGCUUCAAGGAGAUGACGGCUAUAAACAGCUCCCUGUCCAACCUGGGCAUAGUUAUUGCAGCGUUGGCCAACAAGGAGAGCUACAUCCCCUACAGGAACUCAAAGUUGACCUACCUCCUGCAGUGCUGCUUGGGAGGCAACAGCAAGACGCUGAUGUUUGUUAACAUCGCCCCGGAGCCAGACAGCUUUGGGGAAAGCCUCAAUUCGUUGAGAUUCGCCAGUAAGGUUAACGACUGUGUCAUCGGGACCGCUAGUGCCAACAAAAAGUAGAUUUUCAGUUUUUAGAGGCUUUUUAGGUUUCUGACUGGCACAGUAUACUGUAGUGUUCAGUUAAUAAUCCAAAUCUAUAUUCUCAGGGCCUUGAUUAGUGAUUACUAAUAGAGGCAUUUUAAUAUUCCUGUGCUUCUUUUUGAAUGAUUUAAGUGGAUGCUUAAACUGGUGUCACAACUAACUUUGCUUUUUAUGUAUUAAUGGUUUCUUGCCUGAUAAUUCUCAGGUUGAGACAUGUUCUCAUAAAAGGACCCAUAUUAAUACUUUUAUUGAUCUUUCUAGUGAGACGUGUUGGUGAGCGUAGCCUGCUAGUUACUGCCACUGAAAACGUUUGUCUUCAUUUAUUUGUGUAUUUAGCUGCUCAGACGUUUUGUUAUUUUCCUGUUUUUACUUUCUGGCCCAACGGCUCCAUCAAUAAAGACUGGACGUCUAUGAUUC
This is a messenger RNA of Betta splendens (Siamese fighting fish), 2487 nucleotides long. It is a transcript of the gene kifc1, whose product is annotated as kinesin family member C1. Gene Ontology annotation, biological process: microtubule-based movement. The transcript is spliced from 17 exons. Gene Ontology annotation, molecular function: microtubule binding; ATP binding; microtubule motor activity. NCBI's taxonomy places the organism in Eukaryota, Metazoa, Chordata, Actinopteri, Anabantiformes, Osphronemidae. Bases 154 to 2049 code for a protein of 631 amino acids. The record is from RefSeq and is a predicted model, not a curated record.